Messenger RNA from Microthlaspi erraticum, 1320 nucleotides. The record is from the annotation of a GenBank genome assembly. NCBI's taxonomy places the organism in Eukaryota, Viridiplantae, Streptophyta, Magnoliopsida, Brassicales, Brassicaceae.
AUGUGUCCCCGAUCUCGGUCCAUUCCUCUCCUCUGUCAGAUUCCCGAGAUGUCACGGAACAAGGAAAGUGUUCAGCUGCGACUCUCCACGAUUCAGAAGUUCUGUGGCUGCUACGAGCAAGCUGGACGUCAACGCACUAGCGGCCAGUCGGAAGAUGAUGUCUUGGCCUUGGCGUACAAGUUCUACUCUCAAGAUCAGAGGUCUAACUUCACCUUGGACCAUGCAUGGAGGAAGCUUAGGAACGAUCAGAAAUGGUGUGACUUGACUAGAGAGAAAGGCAAAACGCAGGCGAAAAGAUCACAGCCUGAGGCUUCCGGAGCAGGCAGUCCUAUGGAGGAGCAAGCGGAAGAGAGGCCAAUGGGUGUGAAGGCGGCAAAGGCAGCGAAGUUCAAGGGAAAUAAAGGUGCAAAGCCAACAGCUGAGGCUAGAGAAGCUUCUUUAAAUAACAUCAAGAACGCUAUGGCAAUAAGGGACAAGUUAGCUGAUAAGCAGCUGCUACAUAGUCUUCUAGAAAGAACGGAACCUCUAACAGAGAUGGAAUUAGAGCUUAAGAACAAGCUCCAAUACCUUGAGAACAGAUUGAAUUAUCUUGCAGCAGUGAAGGAGAAGGCAGAGAAUCCAUACCCACACAAAUUUUCUGUGUCCAUGUCUGUCUCUGAAUACAUUAACAAGUAUACUAGUUUAAGCGACGGAGACCAUGUUGAAGACGACCAAGUUUCUAUAGCCGGUAUCUUCCCAAGAUCUUUCUUUGUCUUGUCUCAUUGCCUCCACAUGUUGCCGAGUCAAAAAGUUGCAUCCCCCGAGCCACGUCCAGCUCCCAUAUUAAGACACGACAACCAAAGCAGCGACCUCUCCUCCGCCAUAGCCGACAUGAGAAGAGAGUCUUACUACGGUUUCGCCAUCCUUCUCCACGUCCUCAACGAUUCAAAUUUCUUCAGGAACCAAGAGAUCACUUUCUUGAUGCCUAGCGACGACGAUCUUUCUCAAGCGGACAUGACUCAAGAGAGUCUCGAGAGAUUUAUCAUGAGGCACACCAUCCCUGCUUGGCUUAUGAUCAACCACAUGCUUCGUUUUCCAAACAGAACGCUUGUUCCUUGUAGCAUCCCUGAUCGAAUGUACACCAUCACGAAAUCCGGUGGGUCCGGGAUUUUUGUGAACAAUGCGAGGAUUGUUUCUCCAAAUGUUUGUCAAAAUUCUCGCAUUUCUUGCCAUGGAAUCAGCAACGUUAUUUCAUUCGGUGACGACUACCUUGCGAAGGCAAUGUUGUCACCCAAAAUGUUAUCAUCGGUUCGCGGAAGAAUCAAUUCGUCCAGGCACUGA